AUGGACGAAACAUACAUCCAUAGAUCACAUACGUAUGAAAAGAGUUGGAGCGAUAAUACCAAUGAGUUCCUUCAUAGGCUAGUUUUAAAAGGACAAAGAUUUAUUACUGUGCAUACUGGUAGUGAAAAUGGUUUCGUGGAACAUGCAUAUCUGAAAUUUAAAUCCACUAGUGGAGAGAUCUUAUCAACCUGUAAGCAGAAAGUAUAUGAAAAAUCCAAGAGUUUCCAUAAUCUGCGGCUACUGAUUAACUAG
Messenger RNA from Acanthoscelides obtectus, 252 nucleotides. NCBI's taxonomy places the organism in Eukaryota, Metazoa, Arthropoda, Insecta, Coleoptera, Chrysomelidae. The record is from the annotation of a GenBank genome assembly.